AUGGCGAAGCCGCUCCCGGCGCGGUGCGCCCUGGGACAGGCUGAGAGGGGCGGGCGGCUGGCGGGGGCGCCCGGCGCGGCCACGGCCUUCCCGGGGCACAGGCCGCAGCCCGUGGAGCAAGCCUCUGAGUAUGCUGUCUCUGGAGCAUUUUCCCUUCAAAAGUCAAGGCGUCCACAGGGGCCUCGUGGUCCUGUGAUGAGUUUGGAAACCGUGGAACAGCUGCAAGAUCACGAUGAGGCCUGUGAGGAAGCUCAAGAGCUGCUCAGUAGCUGGAUGAAGUCCAAACUGCAACUGGAGCUGGCGAGUGAUGGAGAAGAGGAAGUUGACUCUGUCCUCCUGGAAAAGCCUGCUGCAGCCCCUCUGAAGUAUGAGCAGUUUGAUGACUUGUGCAGCUAUCUGGAACAUGAAUUGGAAAAUUCUUCCGUCCAAGAAUACCUACAGCAUCUUUUGCAGAGUAAAGUUGUGAACUGGGGGAUAGCGAAAGACCUUAGACUUGAAGAUGUCAAGGAAAAACAAAAACUUGCAGAUCCACGAAUAAUCAUGGAGCUCAGACACAAGCAGGUGAAAGAAAACCGAAUGAGGCGUCAGAAGGCAUUAGAACUUCAGAGACAAGAAGAGUCCCUGAAGAAAUCAAUUCUGUCUGAGGCUAAGCUCCAAGCACAGGAGGAGGACAGAAGGAAGGCCCUGAAGGCCAAGAAGGAGGAGGAAGAGAUCCGGAGGGAAAUGGUGAAGCUGCGAAAGGAAAUGGCUGAGAAGAGGCACACCAUGGCACAAGGACGGAGAACGGAGGGGAAGAGACAAGAAAGAAGUCAGAAACCGUCAAUGCAGGAGGUAUCUAUUACUGCGUCACCACCCCUGGUCCUGAAGAAAGAAGAGCAAGGAGAGGAGAAACGGAGAAAGGCUCAGGAGCUGCUGCGCAGGAUUCACACCAAUAAGCAGAGAUGCAUGCAACAACAUUUCUCUGCUUGGCUGAAAGUCAUUCUGGAGCACAGAAUUAAAAUGGGAAAAGCCAGAGCCCUUGCUGACUGGAAAUGCCAACUGAAGGCCCUGCGAGCCUGGAGAAACUAUACUUGGGCCCAGAAAGUAGAGCAGGAGGCACAGCAAUUGGAAGUUCAUCUCCAAGAUCAAAACAGGAAAAAACAACUGUCUGUGGAGCAUAACCAGCGACGGCUUUUGCGCUGUUGCUUUCUGGCAUGGCAGCGCUGGAGCCAAGCAGAGACAGAAAAGCGAGAGCUGCAGAUCAAGAGGGAGGAGAUGAAGAGAAAGAUGGCACAGCUGCUGGAGGCAGUGUCACUCGGAAGGGGUGGUCUGGACAGGCCACUGGAGGUUAACGAGACUGGAACAGCAGAAGUAAACCAUCAUCAAAAUUUGCAGCAAGACAAGCCAACUGAAACUUGCCUCAUACAGAAAGAACCUGACCAGACCAGAGACCACUCUUGUUUGGAUGCUGCUCACACAUCUCAUUCCUACAGAAAACCCAAAUUUGCCUGGGAGACUACCCUAAAACAGGCAGCCCCAAGUGCCCAGGAUCAGGCUGUGUACAGGAAUCAAAUAGCCACUCCCCCGCAGCAGUUUCAAGCACCUGGUCCAAAGACAGCUCCUGCUUAUGGUAGCUGUUUUGAGCACCGUUAUGCCUUCCAGCAACGUCUGAUUGAGGAGCAGAGGCAGCAGCUUCAGAAACAGCAAGAGCUGAUCCUUGAAUUGCAGGAAAAUCAGAGGCUGAGCAGAACUAAAGAGGCAGCACAAGCCAUGGCUGUAGCUCAGCUGCAUAACAACUCUGCUUCACAGAUGAGGGAGGAAAUACUGAAGAGGGAAAAACAAUCCAGAUGCAAGAAUACAACCCAUUUGAGUCUGCCUGUUUCUCAUGGGCCAGAAAACACAAGGGCAGUGAUGCAAGGCAGGAGGCCCUCCAACCAGCUCACCUCAGCUCAUCCCAUACUGAAAGCUAUGGAGGAGAGAGCAACUCAGCGGGCAGAACGGAGGAGGAAACUAGAAGAAGCCAAACAACGAAGAGAAGAGGAGAAACUGGCCCAGCUGAAGGCUGAAGAGGAAGCACAACAGAGGAAGGAGGCCGAGGAAAAGAAAGCUCAGCAGGAAAAACGACGAGAGGAGAGAAGGCAGCAGAAGCUGAAAGAGCUGGAGAAGCAGAGGAGGCUGGAGAAAGAGCAGCAGCUCCGGAGAAAGGCCAGAGAUCACUAUGAGAAGGUCCUGCUGAGAAAGCUGGGAAUGGUGCCAUGGAAAAGGCUGAUGGAGGAAGCCAAGGAAAACCUGGCGAUGGCACAAAGGCACCACUGCUUGAGCCUGCAGAGGAAAUGCCUGAUGACUUGGCUCCAGCACACCCAGGAGAGCCUCACGGAGAAGGCGUCUCGGGCCGAGGACUUCUAUUCCCAUACGUUGCUGAGACGGGGCUUCAGGAACUGGCUAAAGUACAAGGAUUAUCUCUCUACUCUGGAGGAGAGAGCGAGUACCCUCCAUGCAGCCUGCCUCAUGAGGAAAUACUUCUGGGAAUGGUUUGAUCUGAUCAUGGAAGAAAAAAGUAUCUUAUGGGAGAAGCUGAAGAUCGCUACUGAACACAGUAACAAGAGACUCAUGCUGAAUGCAUUCAAGGCAUGGAGGCAGUACCCAUUACUGGUGAAAAAGGAAAGAGAGAGAGAGGAAAGGAGAAACCAGCUACGCAGGAGAGUAGCUGAAAUUCUCCCUGACUUCCAGACAAGACAGAAGACAGUCAAAGGAGACUGGGAAAGGGGACAAAAAGACUGA
This is a messenger RNA of Gavia stellata (red-throated loon), 2760 nucleotides long. RefSeq names its product coiled-coil domain containing 191 (gene CCDC191). Gene Ontology annotation, molecular function: phosphatase binding. NCBI's taxonomy places the organism in Eukaryota, Metazoa, Chordata, Aves, Gaviiformes, Gaviidae. The record is from RefSeq and is a predicted model, not a curated record. The coding region runs from base 1 to 2760 and encodes 919 amino acids. The transcript is spliced from 16 exons.